Saccharomycodes ludwigii is the source of this 330-nucleotide messenger RNA. It is a transcript of the gene LSM8, whose product is annotated as U4/U6-U5 snRNP complex subunit LSM8. The record is from RefSeq and is a predicted model, not a curated record. Bases 1 to 330 code for a protein of 109 amino acids. NCBI's taxonomy places the organism in Eukaryota, Fungi, Ascomycota, Saccharomycetes, Saccharomycodales, Saccharomycodaceae. The transcript has a single exon.
AUGUCCAUAUUAUUAAAAGAAUAUUUAAAUGAAAAAGUUAUGGUGCUUACCACUGAAGGUAUCACUUUACUUGGACAACUAAACGGAUAUGAUAAAAACUGUAAUAUAACCCUACUACAUUGUUAUAUUUGUGGUAAAACAAAUGACAAUAAAACACAUCAAAUUAUUAGAGGUAGUGAAAUUGUUUUCAUCGCAUUGAUAGAUAAAGAAAAAAAAGGUAUUGAAGAAAAGGACUUAAUAAUAAAGAAAUUGCCUGAUACUAAGAAUAGAUUGUCUAACGAAUAUGUGAUAUGGGGAAAGGUUUGGGAAAAUUAUAAACAUCGAAGAUAG